Oryzias latipes (Japanese medaka) is the source of this 2912-nucleotide messenger RNA. Lineage: Eukaryota; Metazoa; Chordata; Actinopteri; Beloniformes; Adrianichthyidae. The record is from RefSeq and is a predicted model, not a curated record.
GCAUUCUUUAUUUUUUUUUAUUUUUUUUUUUGAAGAAAUGAAGAACGUUUUCUGAAGACGUUUUCGGCUUUCCUCUGUACCAAUCAUCGUGCAGGAAUCAGGGACCAUUUACCUUUCAGAGUAAAAGUCUCUGAAUUAACUUCUGCCUCGCUGUUCCAAGGGACUGAGACAGCCACUUCCGGUGGGGUUUUUUUGUGCGUCCUCGCUUCUCUGUUCCGAUCGCAUCUUAUAACCACCAGCACCUGUUUGCUUGUUUUCAGCGGUUCCAGUUCUGCCCGUGAACAACUUCAGCUCGAGGCUCACCAGUAGCGCGCGCGCGCCUGCUGACAUGGGCUGCAGAUUCACCUGCACCAGGGAGAGCCUGAGUGCUAUCAACAUCCUCUACGUGAUGGUGAGUGUGUUGAUGAUUGGCACUGCUGCAUGGGGAAAGUGGUUGGGUCUGCUGUCCAGCUUCCAGGUGGUUGGAGGAGUGAUCGGCGUGGGUGUCUUCCUCUUUUUGGUGGCACUGGUGGGACUUGUCGGGGCUGUGAAGCACCACCAGGUCCUCCUCUUCUUUUACAUGAUCAUCCUGUUCCUGGUCUUCAUUGUGCAGUUCUCCGUGUCCAGCGCCUGCCUGGCAAUCACCAAGGAGCAGCAGGAUCGCCUGUUGGAGAUGGGCUGGAACAAUUCUGACAGCACUCAACAGGAUGUGGAGAAGACCCUCAACUGCUGUGGCUACAGACAUGUGGACCCCAACAGCACCUGCAGCGCUGCCUGUUUCCAGAACCAGUCCUGUCAGUCCUGUGCAGAGAACAUCCAGGACCACGUAGGAGGGGUCCUCCACUUUGUUGGAGGGAUCGGGCUCUUCUUCAGCUUUACUCAGAUUGUGGCAGUUUGGCUCACCUAUCAGUACAGGAACCAGAGGGACCCUCGGCCCAACCCAAAUGCUUUCCUGUGAGACGCCCAGUCUUCACAUCUGGAUCCUUCCAGAACUCUCCUGUCUGCUUUUGUUGCAUCGCUGCAGCAAUGAUUUGGGGCGUCUGGCGUUUUAAAAGUGAAGACCACCUGCUGGCUGCACUUGUUGCAGCGGAAUCUCUGUGCACAGAAGUCUGCAGAACAUGUCUGACCCCCAGCUUUCCACUUGUAUCUGUGAUUUAUGCGUCUGGAUGUGCUUUUUGUAGCUAAACGGAAGACGUGACGGCAUGAGGCCUUCGGUAGUUCAUUUUCUGAACCCGUUAAAUUCCUUUCCGGGUUACAGGGCUGCUGGAGCCUAUACCCUUGCUACUGUUGGGCAAAGGCGGGCUAUAACCUGGACAGGUCACCAUGCAAAAACUGGAUGGCAUAAUAGUGGUGGCUCACACAGUGCUUUUUUUCGCCUUUGUGUGUGGGAGGGGGGGGCAUAUUUAAAUAGAAGCAAAGUUCUUGGUAAUUGCAUCCAUUGUCAUACCUAUCGGACAUUUAAGGAAAAGCAGCUUUCAGAAAAUAUUACCAUGGGACAAGUGCAGCUUUCUGCCCUCCUGGGGGCAUUUCUCCUACAGUCAUAUGACAGCUAGAGGUCUAUGCGUGUGUCAGCACCAAACGUUUUCCAUCUGCACACGUUUGCUGUUGUUACAAACACAAUAACAAAUAAAAGAAGACGAAUUCUUUUGGUUUUCUUUCACUCUUGAAAAUUUUAAGUCUUUGAAUAAAUAAAAGAGAGACUUUUGUGUCGGAAGGAGUUUAAGAUAUGAAAGCAGAAACUAGAAAAGCUUUUAAAUUUUAAACCUCUCAAAAAAAAUUGUUAGAUUGUGUUUUCUUUGUUGAAACUUUUUUUGUUGCCAUUAUUUGUAAUUGCAUAUGGGGUUAUUACGCCAGCUUAGCGUGGCACAUUUCCUUGGAUUGCAGCUGUCAUUAAUGAAAAGUCCACAAGAAACUCCUGGUCUGUUGACCUCCCUGGAUUUUGCUUAUAGCAAGGUGAACUAAUCAGCGGGGAAAGACGACCCUGCUGAGCUUGACUCUUUCCUGCAAAUUCCUUUACCUUUAUAGAAGCUCAUCUCUGCCUCUUCGAACAGACCUGGAAGGUGGAUCAGCACUCUAUUCCCGACUGAUAGUUUUUUUGGAACAACUCCUUGUCUGUUCCAAGGUGGUCUAUUGGAAUGACCUGUUCAAAAAUUUUCUGCCUUGUUUUUGUUUUUUCUUUUUUAAUUUCAUUGCUUGUUAUUCGAAGAGUUCAUUGCAACAGCCUCCGUUUUACAUUGGUCGCAAAAAUCCCCUUCUUGGUGACAUCCAGGAAGGUCAACAGAUUUCGCCUUACCCUGGACGCGGGUACAUUCAAAGCUAUCUUUGAAGCCCGCUUGAAGGUCUGCUUCCUUCAUCUUCUCCAUCAGAUCAGAGUGGUGACACUACCAUGGUUUGGAAACUCAGCAGCUUAAUAUGAAACCCUUCAAAAGAAAGUAUGCCGUAUCUCCACUAGUGAGGCCUCAGUGAUUGGUGCAGAAAAACCACAGAACUGAUGUAGAGGACUUUGAUUGUGUCUUUGUUUCAGACUUAGCAGUUUAGACUGUGGGUUUUUUCAACAGCUCAGUCUCCUUGUGGGUUUUCCUGGGCUGGAACACCCUAAUCCGGCACACACCAGUCGAUGGAGGUCAACCUUACCAAAGAUCUCGUCUGCUCUUCCUGUUGUAGUGCAACGUAUUUCUCCAUUUUGUUCCUCUGCUCCAUCCAGUUGGAAGUUUCAUUAAGCUGCUCAGAGGUGACUGGACACACUGUCGACAUGUCAUCCUUUACUUUUGAGUUUGUCAGGUCAACAUUGGGAGUUUAUUCUUGGAAGUUUAAUCUUCAACAAUGUGACCGGAUGUCUUUGAAGGAGUCCUGUUUAAAAUGGGUUCAGUCUAUUUAUUCUAUCCUUGUGUGCUGUCUUGAAAUACCUCAUUAAAGCUUCCUGUGAAAUCCUU